This is a messenger RNA of Lucilia sericata (common green bottle fly), 1909 nucleotides long. RefSeq lists its product as uncharacterized. Gene Ontology annotation, molecular function: magnesium ion binding; pyruvate kinase activity; potassium ion binding. The record is from RefSeq and is a predicted model, not a curated record. Gene Ontology annotation, cellular component: cytoplasm. Gene Ontology annotation, biological process: glycolytic process. Lineage: Eukaryota; Metazoa; Arthropoda; Insecta; Diptera; Calliphoridae. Bases 192 to 1883 code for a protein of 563 amino acids. The transcript has a single exon.
AUUCCAAAAAAAUUUUUGAUAUUUAUGAUUUUGUGUAGUCCAUCGGUAAAUAAUUUAAAUUUAUUUAAAUUUGUUCAUACCUGCAUUUUCUGGAUUUGUUGUAUCCUUUUUGGCAGUCUCGGUCUCUUUCGAAGCUUUAGUUACUUUUUUCUUUUUAACUGCAAAUAAAAUAAAUAAAUUAUAAAUUAAAUAUGCAAACACAAGAUAUUGAAUUUAUUGAAAAUAGCAAGAAAACACGAAAGGACAAUCAAUUUGAAGAAUUUACGGUGUUACUAAACGGGGAAAAAGAUUUGGAAAAACAAUUAGAGGAAUUUAAAAAAGUAUGUGAGUCACACGAAAAACAUCAACGCAAACGUGCUAAAAGGCGUUAUUAUAAUUUAGCCUUAAUGGCUAAAGUUGAUAUUAGUACAACACCUGAAGAAAUAAAACGUUUAUUGAAGCACAACACCAGGACGUUUUUAGUAGAUGUGGUUACCAAUAAACCAUUUGAAGUAGAAUCUUUAAUAAGAUUAAUUAGAGAAAUAACAGAAGAGCAACAAGUGGAGGAUGCCUGUAACAAAAUGACCAUCGGUUUAGCAUUACAAAUUACCGGUGAUGCUUGUCGUCUAGGAAGGAGUCGUAACAAUUGCUCUUUGUUUUUAGCUCGUAGUAAUACCAUGACUUUGACCACAAACUUGGCCUAUAGAUAUUCCUGCUUUAAAGAAAUUGCUUAUGUUCUGAACUUGAAUUAUUAUUUGCCUUACAUUAACAUAAAUGAUGAAAUUUCUAUAGGCCCGGAAGUAAAAGGUAUAGUCGUGAAGAAAUUAAAGACUUCUAUCGCCCUUAUAAUAACAGAGGCUGGCAUAGUAAAUUCCUAUGAUUAUCUGGAUCUACCAAAUCAAUGUUAUAGUUUGUCGUUAACAAAUUUACCAGACAUCUUUAGCACAGAUUUAGAAACAGCCUUAAAAUUGCAAGUGGACUUUAUUGUCACGCCCCACGUACGCUGCUUGCAUUUUGUGAAAUUAUUACAGCAUAAAAUCAAAAGCUUUGAGCAUAUAAAACUUAUAGGCAGUCUCGAUUUGGAAUAUAUCAGUCGUAAAAUGUUGGAUAUAAUGCAAAUUAUAAAAUAUUUGGACUAUUUAUGGUUGACAAAUCUCUUUGGAAACACUGAAACCAUAAAUACGUUUUUAAAACAAGAUGUUAUUCCAGUUGCCAAGUGUUUAAUGAAACCCCUUAUAGGAUCUGUGCCUUUAGAACGUUGCAGCGACUUUAAACUGUUUGAAAAUCAUGAAUUCCUUAGUACGCUGGAUUGUAUGUUUAUAGAGAAGAGCGCCUGGUGUAACAAGUACCCUUUAAUAGUCAAAAAACUUUUACCUAUUAAAAAUUAUCGUUUGGCGUUGGUGGAGAAUGCUGCCGUAGUACAUGAUAUUUUAAGCAAUUGUCAAUCUGUUGUCAAUUUUAUUAUACGCACCAUUAGCUCCAUAGAAUGUCAAGCCAUUUUUCUCUAUACUAAAUGUGCUACAGCUGCUAAAGCUUUAAGCCGUGUAGAAAUAUACUGUCCGGUAUUUGUGGUUCUUUCCCUAGAACAAGCAGUUCUGCAGCAAAAUGAAGAGGAAAUAAAUUGCCUUACGGAUUUAACAAAAAAUCUUAAUCUACGCAGAAAUUUAAGACCAGUUCUGUACAAUAAUGAAAUGAAUGAAUGUGAUUUAAAACCAAUUGAUUAUGGCAUUGAGUAUGCUCGUCAUUGUGGAUGUCUAGAAACGGGAGAUUUCAUAAUCACUUUAGAAGUUGGUAAAGAAAAUGGUGAUGAACAUAUACAACUGGGUGUGGGAGAGGAUGUGGUUAUAAUGCGAGCAUUUUAUGCACCACCUUUGAAAGUGGGUGAGAAAUUUAAGUGUACUUGAUGGUAAAAAUUUGUUAUAAAAAUAAA